Messenger RNA from Lutzomyia longipalpis, 4340 nucleotides. RefSeq lists its product as uncharacterized. Gene Ontology annotation, molecular function: sweet taste receptor activity. Gene Ontology annotation, biological process: detection of chemical stimulus involved in sensory perception of taste; sensory perception of sweet taste. Gene Ontology annotation, cellular component: membrane. The transcript is spliced from 8 exons. NCBI's taxonomy places the organism in Eukaryota, Metazoa, Arthropoda, Insecta, Diptera, Psychodidae. Bases 1182 to 3968 code for a protein of 928 amino acids. The record is from RefSeq and is a predicted model, not a curated record.
UUACCAGGAGCGUAGCCAGAAAUCUUCGUGGGUGAUUUGAGAUUUUUUAAAAAAAUUUUAAUACAUGGAAAAUGGAUUAAAAACGACUUAACAUUAAACUUUUGACAUUUUCUCUGAUGUUUGAAGGUUUUUUUUUUUGACAUUUGACGUUUCUUUUGUGAUGAUUGACGUUUCUUCUCUGGUUUUGACAUUUCUUUCCUAACAUUUGACGUGUGUUUUAAUUAUUUCAAUAUUCGACACUUAUUCUAACGCGUUUUAUAUAUUUUUUAAAGUUUAAUGAUAAUUUUCUAUGCUUAAAGUUACUCUUUCAACAUUUGACGAUUUUUUUUUAAAUAUUUGUCAUAUGCAUUUUUAAUUUUCUGAUUUUGAAGUUAUUUUUUAAAUAACUUUUUGAAGUUUGAUGUUUCUUUAAAAUAUUUGUUGUUUCUUAUCGAACAUUUGAAGUUACUUUUCUAACGUUUGACUUUUCAAAAGUUUGAUGUUUUUUAACAUGAUUGACGUUACUUUUUGGGCUCUGACGUUUCUAUUCUAUUGGCGUUUGUUUAAACAUCUGACGCAUCUUUUCUAAUGUUUCACAUAUUUUUAACGUCUGACGUUAAUUUAUAUGCUUGAAGAUUCUUUUUUAGUUUUUUUUUAAACGCUUGACAUUCCUUUUAAAAUAUGUAUUUGUCAUAUAUUUUUUUAACGUUUGAAAACUAACGUUUAAUAUAAUUUUUACCAUGAAAAUAAUUUCUUUUGACUUUUAUAGAAAUACCUGAAUUUCCAGAAUCUUUAGAAGGUGAUUAGACCCCCAAAUACCCAUCUUGGCUACGCCCCUGGGAGCUCUAUAUUUUUAUCCACGUAACACCUACUUCUUUGGGGAUCAAAUAACUGUGAACUGAACUCCAAUAAAUGUUGGAAAUUGAAAGAACUUUUCAAGUUAAUUCGCAGAAUGUCCAUCAAGUUUCUUACAAUAUUUAAAGCAAAUCCAAUUAAUUAUUCAAUUUGACUAAUCGAUGUCCUUUUUGUGACAAAGAAAAUCCUCCACUAUGAUGGACAGGACAAUCCUCUAUUCUUCCGUACAACACCGGAAAACUUUCAGGCGGAUGACACAGCUUAUUUUCUUUGCUUAAUUAUAAAAGCAUGCAAGAAGUUCCGGUGAGAGUCUUUCUGUUAUAGUGCACAGGAAGGGAAUUAGCAAAAUGCCCCAAAAGGUUGUCGAUGUAAUGCCAAAAGGAUGGCAAAAGAAAAUCUUCCUUGAUGAAUUUGCCACUGUGAAAGUGAAAAAGUCCAAUGCUGGGGGAUUUAAUGCGGGCUUUCAUGAGUGCAUGCGACCUGUUGUUUUUGUUGGGCAGUGCGCUUCGCUGUUUCCGAUAAAAGGGAAGAAUUUGGAGGAUCUUGAGUGCUCUAUUGUGUCCUUUAGGAUGCUUUAUGCGUGCAGCAUUUGCCUAGCAAUGCUGGUGAUGUGUCUGCUAUCGCUUAAAAAGCUCAUAAGCAUUAGUUUGGCCUAUGAGAAACUUGUCACAGUGAUUUACUACUCCCUCCUCUUUUGGGCAUGUGUCCACUUCAUCCGUAUGGCGAGACAUUGGCCACAGCUUAUGCGACGAUGGGCAGAAGUUGAACGUUCCCUGCCACAGUGUGAGCAUUUGUGCAAUAAAAUCUCCACAAAGAGAAAGCUCCUCAUUCUUGUUAUCUCUGUGACAAUUCUCACGAUGAUUGAAGAAACUUUCAGCAUCAUUUCGGGGAUUACAAAGGCAAAGGGUUGCAUUGGAAUUUGGGAUUCAGUUGAGCGAUACUUCAAGCAAUCCUUUCCACAAAUCUUUUCUCUUGUUGAAUACCACGAAACAGCGGCAAUUUUGGCGCAAAUUGUUCAGCUGUACUCAACAUUCAUCUGGAACUUCCUGGACAUGUUUGUCAUGACAAUCAGUAUUGGUUUAUCGUCCGUUGUGAGGCAAUUUAACGUACGAUUGAGCUUUGCUGAAGGAAAAAAUAUGCCUGCAUCCUUCUGGGCACAGCAGAAGAGGGACUACCAAUUGGUGUGUAGCCUUGUUGAAAUGAUGGACUCUGCCAUUGCUCAUGUAACUGUCCAGGCGUUCUUUUCCAAUCUCUACUACAUUUGUGUUCAGCUCCUUAACAGCGUUAAUAAUAUGGAACCGUGGACUUAUAGCGUUUACUACUGGUUCUCACUCUUUUACCUAAUUGCCCGAACAGUUGGGAUGUGCCUCUUUGGUGCAGAAGUUCACACUGAAGCCAAAAAACCCGCCGCAGUGCUUCGAAAAAUUCCCUCCGAAGGAUGGAAUGUGGAAGCUGAACGUUUCCUGGAACUCGUAACUAAUUCCUGCGCCUCCCUCACUGGGAAUGGAUACUUUUUCGUCACUAAACCCUUUCUGCUUUCGCUCACAGGAACAAUUGUGACCUACGAGCUUGUCCUCAUGCAAUUCAAUGAACAAGGCACAUUGGACUCACCAACAAUAGCAUUAAAUGGUGGUAAAUGUGCAAGUGAAGUAGGUGCAGCAAUUCCAGGAGAUUCUGGCGACGCAAUGGGCAUAGGAGCUUCGCGAAAAUUAGCAAAGAUGAAGAUACAGCGAAGGAAUGCGUGGCAGGAGAAAUUCAAACUCUCCCGGAAGCCAACGAAUAUUGGUCAUGUUAAAACAAUAAGAUUUCUUACACCCGUUGUAAGUUCAUCAUCAAUUGAACCUCUAGCAAAACGUCCCAUUGAGACAUUCGGGAAGAAACCCAUAGAUGUUGUCUAUGUUGAUGGCCUGAAGAAAGACUCCCAAUGGAGCUAUGAUGGUAGUUUCCAUCAGGCCAUAAUGAGAAUUCAAGUUAUAGCACAAUUCUUUGGAGUCCUACCGGUGAUUGGAAUUACCUCGAAGAAUCCCAGCCAUAUGAGUUUUUCCUGGUUGAGCUUGAGGACAAUUUACAGCAUUAUUAUCGUCAUUGUGACUGGAUUUCAGGCAGCAAUUACAGUCUAUCACAGUUUCAGUUCUAAAAUUGAAUUUGCAAAGACAGUUCCGGUGAUUUUCUAUGGAUCCAAUUUCUAUGUUAUUUUUGCAUUUAUAAUGCUGGCACGGAAGUGGCCAGAUCUCAUGGAGGCAUGGAAGAGAAGUGAGACGUGUUUUAAUGGAUUCCAAACAACUUUGGAGAAGCGAUAUCUUCGACGGAGGAUUGCAAUGAUUGCAAUUACUGUCUGUGUUCUAUCUUUGACUGAGCACUUCCUUUCGCUGGCAACUCUCGUGCAUUGGGCUAAAGUUUGUCCGGACAAGGAUGACUAUUUAACAGCAGUAUUCAAGCAGGAAUUUACUCAAUUAUUCUCCAUUACAUCCUACAGCCUGGAAAAGGCUAUUGUGGCUCAGUUUAUAAAUACUAUUUGUACCUUUGUGUGGAGCUACAUGGAUUGCUUCGUGAUGAUUGUCAGUGUGGGAUUGUCCACGGGAUUCAAGAAGAUCAAUAGCGAACUGGUGGCGUACAAAGGGAAGGCAAUGUCUGAGGAAUUCUGGGAAGCACAUCGGACAGCCUAUCGCGGGAUGUGUGAUCUCUGUGAGUUUGUGGACAAUCACAUUAAUCGCAUAACACUUGUAUGUUUCUCCAACAAUCUCUUCUUCAUCUGUGUUCAGCUUCUGAACAGUUUAAAUCCAAAAGAUUCUCUCACCCACACCAUUUACUUCUGGUUCUCGCUCAUCUUCCUCAUUGCUCGCACAUUGGCUGUCUCUCUGUAUGCUGCAGAGGUCAAUGAAGAGGCCAAAGUACCUAUUCACGUCUUGCGUGUUGUUCCGCGUGAAUCCUGGUUUUUGGAAGUGAAGCGUUUCUAUGAGGAGGUCACCAAUGAUACAACAGCCUUGUCUGGCAUGAAGUUUUUCUUCCUCACACGGCGACUAGUGCUCAGUGUAGCCGGAACCAUUGUAACGUACGAAUUGGUGUUGCUGCAAUUCCAUCAGGAUGAGGAGUUGGAGAAUAAGGACCCAUGUGGUCCCAUUGUAAUGGCAUAAAUCACGUCGUCGAGGUCGUUGAAAGGGGAAGAUGAGAUGUGCUGCUUAUAGAGCGGAGGGAUGGCAGUGACUUUCUCCACACAAAUCCACCGCAUAAAAUGAAUUGACCUUUUACCCAGCUGCGCCACGACGACUCCCAAUUAAGUGGAAUUAGAGCAUAAAGUGCUUCAGUGGAAACAACAUCAUUGAACUGUUCCCGCCCACAAGUCACAAAAUUGAUCGCGAUCUUAUAAUUUUUGAAAAUGGAGUUGAAAUUGUCUGUGCAGAUUUCUUUCACAUAGAUAAGAUUGAAGAUCACGGUGAGCACAUCUAUGUUGUUUGCUACCCAUUUAGUGGGGGUGUGUAAAUGUUCUGUGAAAUAUAUUUUAUGAG